Molecule: messenger RNA, 630 nt
Organism: Drosophila serrata
Lineage: Eukaryota; Metazoa; Arthropoda; Insecta; Diptera; Drosophilidae
Gene: Dgk
Product: diacyl glycerol kinase 1
Biological process (GO): phospholipase C-activating G protein-coupled receptor signaling pathway
Cellular component (GO): plasma membrane
Molecular function (GO): ATP-dependent diacylglycerol kinase activity; calcium ion binding
Source: RefSeq, a predicted model, not a curated record
GUUGAUUUUUUUCAGAUAUUGGCGACCGCCUGAUCGAGGUGAUUGGUCUGGAGAACUGCCUGCACAUGGGUCAGGUGAGAACCGGACUGCGUGCCUCCGGACGCCGGCUGGCCCAGUGCAGCGAAGUGAUCAUCAAGACAAAGAAGACGUUUCCCAUGCAAAUCGACGGCGAGCCCUGGAUGCAGAUGCCGUGCACGAUCAAGGUGACCCACAAAAACCAGGUGCCCAUGCUGAUGGCACCGCGAUCGGAGAAGGGACGUGGGUUCUUCAACCUGCUGUGCAGCUGAUUCAGGCGCAGCGCAUCGAGCGACUUCAUGGGCCGCCCGCCGCCCGAGUCCGCCGAUGAGCUGGACGAUGACUUUCGGAUCGUCACUAGGAGCACCACCGUCCAUAACAUAGCCUAGCACCAAUAGCUUUAGCCCUAGUCCAGCCGCAUCGAUUGCAUCGAAUUCGUUUACCCUAGGUUAAGGCUUCCCUCCGAUGUGCGUAUUUGUAUAUGUAUGUCGAGUGAGUUACAGAGCUUUAUAUUUAGUGUUAGUGUAGCCAAAUAUACAACCCAGUCUAGUCCAUUCCAUUCCAAUGGGAUCCGAGUGCGGAGCAGGCUGUACGUGGCCACUGGCCACCACGAGA